GAAACUGUUCGUUGCGCACACAUCUUGCGCAUGACAGAAUUUCAGGCUAUCUCUCUCGUCAAGCUUCCUUUUCCGUUCUCAGUUAACUAGUAGGUUUCCAAAAUGGGAGCUUACAAAUACAUCCAAGAAUUGUACCGCAAAAAGCAGAGCGAUGUGCUCAGAUUCCUCCUUAGAGUGAGAGUUUGGCAAUAUCGUCAACUGACCAAGCUCCACCGUGCUCCCAGGCCUUCCCGUCCAGACAAGGCCCGCCGUUUGGGAUACAGAGCUAAACAAGGCUUUGUUAUCUUCCGCAUUCGGGUACGUCGUGGAGGACGUAAGCGUCCAGUACCCAAGGGUGCCACUUAUGGUAAACCAAAAUGCCAUGGUGUUAACGAAUUGAAACCUGUUCGUAACUUGCAAUCCAUUGCUGAGGAACGUGUCGGCAGAAGGUGCGGAGGUUUGAGAGUACUGAACUCCUACUGGGUAGGACAGGACUCUUCCUACAAGUACUUUGAAGUUAUCUUGAUUGACCCAUCCCACAACGCCAUCCGUCGCGACCCUAAGGUCAACUGGAUCGUGAACGCCGUACACAAGCACCGUGAAUUGCGCGGUAAGACCUCCGCUGGCAAAUCAUCCAGAGGAUUGGGCAAGGGACACAGGUACUCUCAGACCAAGGGCGGUUCCAGAAGGGCUGCUUGGCUCAGGAGGAACUCUCUGCAAUUGCGCAGAAAGCGAUAAGUUAUAUAUAUUUUACGUUUUGAUAAACAAUAAACCAUUAAGACCCCAA
Messenger RNA from Aethina tumida (small hive beetle), 766 nucleotides. It is a transcript of the gene RpL15, whose product is annotated as 60S ribosomal protein L15. Lineage: Eukaryota; Metazoa; Arthropoda; Insecta; Coleoptera; Nitidulidae. The record is from RefSeq and is a predicted model, not a curated record. Gene Ontology annotation, molecular function: structural constituent of ribosome; RNA binding. Gene Ontology annotation, biological process: cytoplasmic translation. The transcript is spliced from 4 exons. Gene Ontology annotation, cellular component: ribosome; cytosolic large ribosomal subunit. The coding region runs from base 103 to 717 and encodes 204 amino acids.